Molecule: messenger RNA, 890 nt
Organism: Enterobius vermicularis (human pinworm)
Lineage: Eukaryota; Metazoa; Nematoda; Chromadorea; Rhabditida; Oxyuridae
Source: the annotation of a GenBank genome assembly
UUGUUAUAUAAUUAUCAUCUUACUUUGCCAUUUCAGUUGGUUUAUAAAAAUGCAAACGGAAAACAUUUUUUGUUGAGCGGUUCAAGAGAUCGAACGAUACGAUUAUGGAAAUUCAAUUGUGCAUCACCCGUUCAAACUUUUCAUGGCCAUCAAAUGGCUAUUAUGGGAGUUGCAGCACUUGAUGGUAUACAGUUUUUUCACGAUGUUAGCUGCAUCUCGGGAUCACGAGAUACGACACUGAAAACCUGGGAUAUAAGUACCGGACGAAAUACUCGAACUGUUGAGCACUCCAGAAAUGUUGUUACCCAUCUAAUAUACAAUAAGACCAGAAAUCUGUUGGCACAGACAUCUGAAGACAAGCAGUUGAAAAUUUGGGAUCCAUAUAAUCUGAAUUUGAUUCAUGGAUUUCCAACAAAAUAUCAUAUCUUAAAACACUGCGAUGUAUCAGCAGACGGUAAUUAUUGUAUCACUUCCAGUGGCGGAACAAAUGGUGAUGGCUGUGAAAUCACUCUCUAUGAUCUAAGGCAGCGAAAGUUACUUCGAGAAUAUAAGGGACACGAAGAGACGGUUAACUGUGCGGUGUUUCUUCCACAACAAUUAAUUCAAAAAUCCUUAAUGCUUAGUAUAUCGGCUGAUGGAACAAUAAAAAUUUGGGAUCUUCAUCUUGGCGGAUGUCUAUCUAGUCAAAUGGCACCAGUAAAUGUUGACCUUUUGUCAUGCGUUGCAUUCAACGAUGGAAAGUUAGUGGUUUUUUCCGUGAUACCUAUCUGUAUUAGUCUACCCUUUACUAGUUUGGCCUUAUCUUGUAACGAUACUGUUCUCAGAACCAAAUUUAUUCACUGUUACUGUAUCAGCGUUACGUCGUUAAGAAAAAAUGAAAAUCUAUGACA